CCUUUCAGAUAUGUUGGGAUAACCUAUUUCUAGUAAAGUUUGUUUUGGUGUUUGCCGACACAAGUGUAUAAAAGUUUUAUUAAUUUUUGCAAAGGAAAGUGUGAUAGAAAUGAAUAACAUGGUGCAUUGCCAACUAUGGAUGGGCAGCUUGGAGCCCUACAUGACAGAAAGUUUCAUAUUGAGCGCUUUCCGUAAAAUGGGUGAGAGCCCUCUAAACGUGAAAGUAAUGCGGAACAAAUUCACCGGAGAAGCCGCUGGAUAUUGUUUUGUACACUUUGCAAAUGAUGAAGAGGCGAUUGAUGCUAUGCACAAGUUAAAUGGAAAACCAAUACCUGGAACAAGCCCUGUUGUUAGGUUUAGGCUGAAUAAUGCUAGUAAUACAGGCAGAUCACUGGUUGAUAGAGAAUUUUCUGUUUGGGUUGGGGACCUCAGUCCUGAUGUUGAUGAUUACAGCCUCUAUAGGGUUUUCUCAUCAAAGUAUAACACCAUAAAGACAGCUAAAGUGAUUCUGGACAACAGUGGCUUCAGUAAAGGUUAUGGCUUUGUACGUUUUGGAAGUGAAGAAGAGAUGAAGGACAGUUUAAUCACCAUGAAUGGCUAUAUUGGGCUUGGCUUAAAAGCUCUGAAGAUCUGCAAUGCUGUUCCUAAGCCCAAAGGAGCCAUGACUAAUACAGUGACCACACCUAAUCAACCUGGCGGUCAGGCUGCAACCAAUGAUUAUAGCCAGUAUUAUGAUCCAUCUACAUAUUGGCAGAAUUAUGCUUCUUGGCAACAGCAAGGAUAUUAUGAUAAUACUGAACAUCAUCCUGUACAAGAUACAGCAGGAACUAUGGAUUUGAAGAAGGAGGGUGGUGAUGAUUUGGAUUUAAUUGAGCACACCAUUUCACUGGACGUAGACAAGAUGAACAGAGAAAAGAUUGACGCAGAUUGCCAUCUGUGGGAUGCUUUGGAAAGUUCAAAGUGGCUACCAAUGGAAACUUUGGAAGUAUCCUAAAAUAUUUAAUUAUACAGGUGUUUCACACUUCCUUAUCUAGAUUAACACGUAGUUUUUAAGGAAUACGUGUAUUCAGGAAAAGUCAUAGGUAUGACUGAACUGGUGAGCUUUAUGUCUAUAUGAUUCAAAUGACAGCUGACAUAAACCGCUUUACUUCUGUAAUCCUGCAAUUUCCUAUCAUUAGAAUUAGUAUUUUUACUUCAAAUAUGUCCAUAUUGUUACGGAAAAUAUGUAUUUGUCUGUACAUAACUGCAAUUAUACAAAUUCCAUGAAAA
Molecule: messenger RNA, 1269 nt
Organism: Acanthoscelides obtectus
Lineage: Eukaryota; Metazoa; Arthropoda; Insecta; Coleoptera; Chrysomelidae
Source: the annotation of a GenBank genome assembly